UUGACAGAGCGCGGAGGAAAAAUCCGCGAGAAGGUGGUGGAAGAAGAUGGCGGUGCUGGGGCAGAGUUUGCAAUCUUUUUAAAUAGGCUAGUCGAGUGACUAUUCGGGUCAUGGCGUCAAACUCAACUAAGUCUUUCCUGGCAGAUGCUGGCUAUGGCGAACAGGAGCUGGAUGCUAACUCUGCCCUUAUGGAAUUAGACAAAGGUCUGAGAUCUGGCAAACUUGGUGAACAGUGUGAAGCAGUUGUUCGCUUCCCCAGACUCUUUCAGAAGUAUCCAUUUCCUAUUCUCAUCAAUUCUGCGUUCCUAAAGUUAGCAGAUGUUUUCAGAGUUGGAAACAAUUUCCUGAGGUUGUGUGUUCUUAAAGUUACUCAACAAAGUGAGAAGCAUUUGGAGAAGAUUCUGAAUGUGGAUGAAUUUGUGAAGAGAAUUUUCUCUGUGAUUCACAGUAACGAUCCUGUAGCAAGAGCCAUCACACUCCGGAUGUUGGGAAGCCUGGCAUCAAUAAUUCCUGAGAGGAAGAAUGCUCAUCAUAGUAUUCGUCAGAGUCUGGACUCACAUGAUAACGUAGAAGUCGAAGCUGCUGUUUUUGCUGCUGCAAACUUCUCCGCACAGUCAAAGGAUUUUGCUGUAGGAAUCUGUAACAAAAUCAGUGAAAUGAUUCAAGGUUUAGCCACACCAGUGGACUUGAAACUGAAGUUGAUCCCCAUCCUCCAGCACAUGCACCAUGAUGCGAUCCUGGCGUCCAGCGCACGGCAGCUUUUACAGCAGCUGGUCACAUCCUACCCCUCCACCAAAAUGGUGAUUGUUUCUUUGCACACCUUUACUUUGCUUGCAGCUUCAUCUUUGGUUGAUACACCUAAGCAGAUUCAGCUUCUAUUGCAGUAUUUGAAGAAUGACCCUAGGAAAGCAGUAAAGAGACUUACUAUUCAAGAUCUGAAAUUACUUGCCAAUAAAACACCACACACUUGGAGUAGGGAAAACAUUCAGGCACUCUGUGAAUGUGCCCUCCAGACUCCUUAUGACAGCCUGAAACUCGGGAUGCUGUCUGUCCUUUCCACACUGUCAGGGACCAUUGCCAUCAAACAUUACUUCAGCAUAGCUUCAGGAAAUGUGGGUUCUUCUCCCAGAUCCUCUGACUUGGUCAGAUUAGCCCAAGAGUGCUGUUACCAUAAUAACAGGGGCAUUGCAGCUCAUGGAGUACGAGUCCUAACUAAUAUAACGGUCUCUUGUCAAGAAAAAGACCUUUUGGCACUGGAACAGGAUGCUGUCUUUGGCCUGGAAUCCCUUCUGGUACUUUGUAGUCAAGAUGAUAGUCCAGGUGCUCAAGCCACUUUAAAGAUUGCUCUAAACUGUAUGGUGAAGUUGGCCAAGGGCAGGCCUCACCUUAGCCAGUCAGUGGUUGAGACCUUGUUGACCCAGCUGCACAGUGCUCAGGAUGCUGCGCGGAUCCUGAUGUGCCAUUGCCUGGCGGCCAUUGCCAUGCAGCUGCCGGUGCUGGGUGAUGGCAUGCUUGGGGACCUCAUGGAGCUCUACAAGGUGAUUGGACGAUCAGCCACAGACAAACAACAAGAACUUCUGGUGAGUUUGGCCACUGUGAUUUUUGUGGCCAGUCAGAAAGCACUCUCUGCUGAAGUAAAGGCAGUAAUUAAACAGCAGCUUGAAAGUGUCUCCAAUGGAUGGACUGUGUACCGAAUUGCCAGACAGGCAUCCAGAAUGGGUAACCAUGACAUGGCCAGAGAGCUUUAUCAGAGUUUGCUGACUCAGGUUGCUUCAGAACAUUUCUACUUCUGGCUAAAUAGUCUGAAGGAGUUCUCACAUGCAGAACAGUGCCUCACCGGGUUGCAGGAGGAGAACUAUAGUUCAGCACUUUCUUGCAUUGCUGAGUCUUUAAAAUUCUACCACAAAGGGAUUGCUUCCUUAACAGCUGCCAGUACACCACUGAAUCCUUUAAGUUUUCAGUGUGAAUUUGUAAAACUCAGGAUUGACCUUCUACAAGCCUUCUCUCAACUUAUCUGUACUUGUAAUAGCCUCAAGACAAGCCCCCCACCUGCAAUUGCCACGACAAUUGCCAUGACCUUAGGGAAUGACCUUCAGAGGUGUGGUCGCAUCUCCAAUCAGAUGAAACAGUCCAUGGAAGAAUUCCGAAGCCUUGCUUCCCGAUACGGGGAUCUUUAUCAGGCAUCUUUUGAUGCUGACUCCGCAACGUUGAGGAAUGUGGAACUACAGCAGCAGAGCUGUUUACUGAUAUCUCAUGCAAUAGAAGCCCUGAUUUUGGAUCCAGAAUCAGCAAGUUUCCAGGAAUCUGGAUCUACUGGAGCUGCCCACGCAGACAGUGAAUAUGAGCGGAGAAUGAUGUCUGUAUACAAUCGCGUCUUGGAGGAAGUGGACUCACUCAAUCGGAAAUAUACCCCUGUUUCUUACAUGCAUACAGCAUGCCUCUGCAAUGCCAUCAUUUCCUUGCUGAAAGUUCCUCUUUCGUUUCAGAGAUAUUUUUUCCAGAAACUGCAAUCUACCAGCAUCAAGCUUGCUCUGUCACCGUCGCCCCGGAACCCUGCCGAGCCCAUCGCUGUUCAGAAUAACCAGCAGCUGGCGCUCAAAGUAGAGGGAGUGGUUCAACACGGAUCUAAGCCAGGACUCUUUCGCAAAAUUCAGUCCGUCUGUCUGAAUGUUUCUUCCACGCUACAGAGUAAAUCUGGACAAGACUACAAGAUACCCAUUGACAAUAUGACCAAUGAGAUGGAGCAGAGGGUUGAACCUCAUAAUGAUUACUUCAGUACUCAAUUUCUGUUGAACUUUGCUAUCCUUGGAACACACAACAUUACAGUAGAAUCUUCAGUGAAAGAUGCCAAUGGUAUUGUAUGGAAGACAGGUCCCAGAACUACCAUAUUUGUAAAAUCCCUGGAAGACCCUUAUUCCCAGCAAAUUCGCCUACAACAACAGCAAGCCCAGCAACCAUUACAACAGCAGCAACAACGAAAUGCCUACUCACGGUUUUAGCCACAUGAGGAAUGCACUCCUGGCUUUAUAGGAAUUGAUCAAAUGGGCAAAAAUAAUUUGAUUUUUCAUAUGGAUUCAGAUACGAAAGUUAGAAUGUGGAGUCCAUUUAUUCAUUGGUUUCUAUAAUGUAAUACUCGGGGGGGAAAAAGGGUUUGUUUUUCUUUAGAAAUUUAAUUUGAGAAAUAACUAGGUUCCUAGCCAACAAGAUUUUUUGUCCUUGUUCCUUCUUAAACCAAGUCCUUUAUCAUCUGCCUGACAUUUUCAUUGUUCUAUUAUUGUUUUUAUGUUGCUGAGCCUUUCCUUUCGCUUUCAAGAAAAGUCAUGUAUUGGGAUCACUGCAUUUAUAGAUUUGACUCCCUGUCCACCAAAAUACAUCACUCGCUACCUGGCACAGACCUCUCAUUCUGAGCCAGGCAUUGGGAAAUUCUGACUGGUUAGUACAAAGUUGACCUGUGGUAGCAGAAACCAAGUCCUUCCCUGGAUUGACUUCAGUGUGUCCCCUGAAAUCCAGUUUUCUGGAUUUUGAGAACAUGCAGUCUAGCCGAAUUGAAACAUCCUGCUAUAUUAUUUCAACUACUUCACCUAUCUUUUCUAUGCUAACACAGUCUUAAUUUAUUGUUUUAGUAUUUAAUUGACCUAAAAAAACAGCUAACAAUUACAUACAAAAAUUGGAGAUUAAUCAUUUGUGUUUUCUAGUAUGUGUAUUGUUUUGUUUAUAGUAUAGACUUUUUACAUUAUUUCUAAGAGUGAAAAAACUCACUCACAUGUACCAUCUUAAUUUUUUAAAUUAGGAAGGCAGAUCUUUUGAUUGGUUUGGUUUCUUCUUGGCAGGUUAUGUAAUACCAGACUUGAUUGUCUAGAAAGAACAGCCUCUUUAUAACACAACCUCAAUUAUUUGGGAUGCUCAGGGAAUAGAAGUUUUCUGGUUAGCCAGAAAACCCCUUUUUUUCUAUUUCAAUACUGAUUGAAAACUUAUAAUAAUAAACUUUCUUGUCUUAACACGGUAUACUAGUUGUAAUUUACCUGUUCAUUCUUCAUUUGGGAUCAUUCAGUGCUCGGGAUCAUGGUUUUCUAAACAUCAGGGAUCCUAGGGUUGCAGAUGUUGUUGAUGAUUGGACAGUUGGGCUGUAAGCAGCUCCUAUGAUGAAGCAGGGCACAUUCCCUGGAGGCUUCCUUUUUAAAUAAAUCUCUCAUUUUCUUUGCUUGUGUUUUGCUUUUUUUUUUCUUUAAAGACAACAUUAGCUCAAAGGGGAAAAAAAAAUGAGUUGGUUUUUCUUUUUUCCUUGUCAUGUCACCUCCAGUGGUGAGAAGUGAUUGGCAACUCAGAUUCCUCUGAGAUUGCCUAGCUCCGUGAGCUAUUGUCCCAGCAAAGCACCCUCUCCUGCCAUUGGCCAGAACGUUGUCAUAAAACAUGUAAGUCCCCAGUGUCCACUGAGGAUGCCAUCCCUUUAAAUGCGGCCUGGUUGUGGACUGUGCACGAUGUGGACAGCUGUGACAGCACCUGGGAACACAGGCCCGAGAAAGAAUUGCCAGAGCGGUGCAGAGGAGGUAUGCAGGACCCCUUUCUUUCUCAUCAGGCGUGGAAAAAACUGGACCAGAAAGCACAGGUUGCACUUUUGUUUCUGAUGAAUUAGCUCUGUGACCCGGGGCAAGUUACUUUAUCUCUCUAGAGUGGUUUCUUUGUAAAAUGACUGAAUUAGAUUAGAUCUCUUAACUCCAAUCUAGAGUUUUAUCAGGUGACUAAAAGACUAAAAGACCAAAAAAAGAGCUCUUUUAUGGGGGAAACAAAAAAAUUUUUUUAAAUUCAUUGUCUAUUUUCAGAAUGAAAUUUUAUAAUGUCAAUUUCAGGUUUCUGCUACUAUUUCAAGGCAGAAUUCUCAAGAAAAGAAGCAAAUCUUGUAAGCCACAAAUUCCCCCCAGUUCCCUUUGAGACCUUCCCAGAUUGUAUGUUCUUAAAAGGCUUUUUUGAUAGCUACAGUUAUAAACUCUUUGACUGGAUGGCUCCUGGCACAAACUUGGAAAGGAAUUAUUAAUAAAAACAAAUCCAAAUAGUUCAGACUAGGAAAACAACUCUAUGAAGCAAAAAAGGCUAUUUUAAUUGAGUGUGUCCAUUAGAUCCAGGAUUGGAACUCUGAUUUUAUGUUUGGUAUAAUGUCUAAUGUUCUUGGCAUCAACUGCUAAGCAAUUAUUUGAGGUAAGGGGAAAUUGCAUUUAUAAUUUGAACACCACGGUAAUAAAUGAAAAGAAAAAGAAAUACUCAGGGAAAGAUGAAGGCAGGAAAGAUACACAGGCUGAUUGUGAAGUGAGCAUGUCCCCUGAACUUAGAAAUAUGGUUAAUAAAGGGUGCUGGCUGAUUGAUUCUAGGAAGACAGCUAAUUUUUCUCUGUUUAGCCACUUUGCAAUAUAACCUGGUGGCUCAGAGCACAGUGUCUGGAGCCACACUGUCUGGGUCCCAGUCCUAACUCUAAUUUUAUGACCUUGGGCAAGCGAUUUGAUAUCUCUAUGCCUCAGUUUUCUUACUCCUAAAAUCAGGAAAUAUAAUCGUGCUUCAUGGGAGAGGUGUGAGGAUUAAGUGAGUUAAUACAGAAUUAAUAUAUGUAAAGCAUUUAGCAUGCUCCUUGCACAGAGUAAGCAGAUAUAUGAGUUUGCUAGCAUUGUUACUAUUAUAUCCUCCCUAAUACUAUUUUUCACGGUGUUAGAUCAAUUCUUAAUCUUAGCAUUUUAUUUAUUCACAAUAAAAGUUACUGCUAUUUUGCUACUAAACACACAUUUAAGCUAUCUUCCCCUCAUUUUCAAUUUGGGUAUAUCGAAUAAUAACAAAAUAAUGUUGACCCAAACAAAAUGGAAUUUCUGUCUACAACCAGUAUUAUAAAUCCUAUUAAAAUAUUUAAAGACAUAUGUACAAAGAAAAUUAUGAAAGUACUUUCUAAAGCUGCUGAUUGUCUUCAAUAGUGACAGUAAUAGUAUAUUGACUAUUUAGAAAUUAAAGUACUGUUAUAUUCCAGCUUAGCCUAUGAGAUCUUGUGAUACAACCUUUGUAGCUCAAACUAACCAAGGUGGCAGAUAAUGUGCGUCACUUUUCACAUUAAGGUAUGGUUCCCAGAAGAACAAACCAACCAAACAAAGAUCCUCAGACUAGGGUCCCAGAGAUGUCAGUUUAAGUUCUAUUUAUAAGACUCACUUGCCAUGGAUCCUUAGAUCGGUCCCUUGGUCCUUCUGUGCCAAUACCUGCCAGCAUUGAGAAUAAGAGGAUCCUGCCACUUGUUAUGUAGCAUAUAUGCAGCAUUCAUCCAAUAGAAUUUUCUGUGGUGAUGGAAAUGUCCUAAGUCUGGCUGUCCAAAAUAGCCACUAGCCCUAUGUAGCUCUUGAGUGUCUAAAAUAUGGCUAAUGUGACUGAAUCUUUUAUUUACUUGUAGUUCGGUUAAAUUUAAAUAGCCUCGCGUGCCUACCGCUUGCAGAAUUGGGACAGUGCAAGAGUGAAAAGAAAUGAGAUUCACUAUUCCCUUAGGACCUAGGUAAUUCUUAAAUAGAUUUUAGAUAAGAGGUCUAUAUUGGAAUUCUUUGGCUAACCAAAGCGUUCACAUGGAAGAUUGUAGAUGACAAGGGAAGGCAUUUGGGGUUUGUGGGUUUGCUUUGCUUCUAGUAGUACUGUGUUGCUCAACCAAACAGCUGGCCCUGUUCUUUCUAUAAUUUGCUCUUGGAUUUAGCCUUCGUCAGUCACCAACAUUAAAAGGACAAGGUCCACAAGUCUGGUGAAUGGGCUUAGAUCUCCCAAUAGCCGGAGGUUACAGUCUUUCUUUCCAUUGCUUGCCCAAGAACACAAAGACCUGUAACACCACGGGCUGAGUAUUUUAUUGGCUUGACUGGAGCGAGGCCAUUAUUAUUCUGUAUUAUCUCCCAGUCUAAAGUAUUCAUUCUAUGAGUAGUUUAAUUUGUAAUUGCAAUUGGGAUUUAAACAGAGUGAGUCAUAGUUUUCUCCUUAACUAGUAAACCAAGACCCGGAGCCAUUGAUACCCACUUUCUAAUGAAGAAUGCUAAGUGUUGUAAAUUUGCUUUUUUCAAAUCUCCCACAGGUACAAAGCAUUUUUCAGUCUUUAUCUUUUCCCUUAUCUUCCUUCUUACUUGCUAAUCUCUCCUGAAGCAAUUCUGUCCUGCGCAGUCAAGUUUGUUGUGCAAUAAUUGUCCUCUGUUUAGAUCUGGUUAAAGAUUGGAAACCUUGUGAAAUGAGUUUGGGGAUUAUCUUCCUCUCAGAUCAUGUCUACAAGGUCUAGCUUUUGUCUUGUGAUACUUAGCUGACAAACUGACAUUAAAAAUACUUUUAUUGUGGGCGCCUGGGUGGCUCAGUUGGUUAAGCGACUGCCUUCGGCUCAGGUCAUGAUCCUGGAGUCCCGGGAUCGAGUCCCACAUCGGG
Messenger RNA from Zalophus californianus (California sea lion), 7410 nucleotides. It is a transcript of the gene INTS7, whose product is annotated as integrator complex subunit 7. The transcript is spliced from 20 exons. Gene Ontology annotation, cellular component: integrator complex. NCBI's taxonomy places the organism in Eukaryota, Metazoa, Chordata, Mammalia, Carnivora, Otariidae. Gene Ontology annotation, biological process: snRNA 3'-end processing. Bases 111 to 2999 code for a protein of 962 amino acids. The record is from RefSeq and is a predicted model, not a curated record.